Falco peregrinus (peregrine falcon) is the source of this 1927-nucleotide messenger RNA. RefSeq names its product CDC42 small effector protein 2-like. The record is from RefSeq and is a predicted model, not a curated record. NCBI's taxonomy places the organism in Eukaryota, Metazoa, Chordata, Aves, Falconiformes, Falconidae. The transcript has 5 exons. Gene Ontology annotation, cellular component: plasma membrane. Gene Ontology annotation, molecular function: small GTPase binding. The coding region runs from base 845 to 1099 and encodes 84 amino acids. Gene Ontology annotation, biological process: regulation of Rho protein signal transduction.
GCGCGGCGCCAGAGGGUGCUGCGGUGCCGGCGGCUGCCUCGCCGGGCCCUGGCGCUGCGGCCAUGUCCGGCGCCGGUUUGAAAGUGCGGCAGCAGAGGAGCGGGUUGUAUAUAAAGGCUGACAGACUAAAACAACUGCUUUAGUUGAUUAGUCUCCUUUGUUUCUUAUCUUCUUCGUCGUGCUGAUGAGCCCAGGUGGUAGCGUGGAGCGAACCGGCCUGGUGGAUCCGUUCCCAUCGCUGCACUAGCGCCGCUGAGGUCGCCAUUUUUACCUCCUCCCAGACCCUCCCGGCUGGGCUCGCCGUGCCGCGGAGGGAAGGCGCUUCGCCGGCGGCAGCAGACAGUGUACGGAGCUUAGCUGCGGCAGGGGAGUCGGCCGGGAGGGCGAAGACACACUAGCGCCGUUCCUGCCCGUUGCGUAUGACCGCCCGGUCGUCGCCAGUUUCCUCCAUUGAUUUUGUCUCCGUCCUCCUCUUGGAGGGGUCCCAAGCGCCGUGGGGAGGGGGCACGGGACUCCCGAAAGGAGGGGAAGAAGGUGCUGAGGAGAAGCGGACAAAGAGAGGCUGCCACUGCGGACAGUGGUUCACAUAACGCUAGGGAUCAAAGAAGCACAUGUAACACUUAUGUGGUGCUUGGACCAGUCUUCUGAAAGAAGACUCCAAAAUAAAUUAUCUUCAACCUGUUUAUCCUGGAACUGACUUUUCUUUGGAAAAAAGCUCAACAGAGAAACUUUUCACACUGGAACCAUUAUAAAUAAAUCUAUUUAAAGAACUUGCUACCUGGAGACACUUUUGCAGAGAUUGAGUCCUGCAUUUCAUCUGUGUUUGCACUUCAGACUGUAAACAAUGAGUGAGUUCUGGUUGUGUUUCAACUGUUGUAUUGCAGAACAGCCUCAGCCUAAAAGACGACGGCGGAUUGACCAAAGCAUGAUUGGGAAGCCAACAAACUUUGUUCACACGGCUCAUGUAGGAUCAGGAGACCUAUUCAGUGGAAUGAACUCAGUGAGCUCAAUUCAGAACCAAAUGCAGUCCAAGGGAGGCUAUGGAAGUGGCAUAUCUGCAAGCAUUCAGAUGCAGCUUGUAGACACUCAGGCAGGAUAACCCUAGAGAAACCUUUCCAGUUUAUUUUCCUCUUUUACCUUGGUCACUGCUUUAUGUUCAUGAUGAGAGAAGUGAUGGCUCAUUGUUCACACUUUGUGAUUACUGCACUGAAAAGUUGCUGUUCUGCUCUGAUGAUGCCAUUUAUGAGAUUGGUCCUACUGUGCCUUUCAGUGACAUGCACACAUUGGCCUCCUACCAGUACCAUGGAUGUAGAGCUGUUUAGGAUCAGUUUUAGCUGUUUAUUAAAGCAAAUUAAAGCACCAACCUUAGCUUCCAUCAUCAAUACCUAAUGCACAGCAUUCUGUUACUCCUUAUUCUUUAAAUAUUUUCUCCAAUCAAGUAAUUUUAAAAUAAGUAAGUGUCCAUUACUAUUUUUAAUCUCUCAUUGUUCAUAUCCAUUUUUGAAAGGCCAGUUCCCUGCAAGCACAAAUUAUUAUUUCAUACAAAAUCAUCAUAACAGAUGACCACAUGUUUUGUGGAGCUGUUUUGUGUGGUGGCCUGUUUGGUGCCAGAAAAAAAUUAAAUUGCUUACUGCAGACUGAUGAUACUGUUGUUGGUGAAAAAUUUAGCUGUGGCAUGUCUCAUGCCUGGUUUUGAAAAAGGACUUGUAUCUUAUCUGCUUCAGAGUUAGGUUUUUAUUUUAAGUUUUAUCCAACUGGUCUUGAAAUAAUAAAGAGAAAACUUGCAUUCAUAAGACAUUUGUUAUAAAUGUUCAGUGUAUUUAUUUUGAAAGACUUGACCUCAAGACUGUAAACUGGUGUAGUAUCUAAGUAUUGUGGAAGUGUUUUAGUAUAUUUAAAAAAUAAAAUAAUCAUGUUUGGCUGCUUC